AUGAUUAAAUGGAAUAAUACCAUAGUAAAUAUAAUUAUAUAUUUAUAUUAAUAAAUAACUAGGUCUGCGCUACAUCAAACUCAAAUUUAAUUAGGUAUAUUCAUCUAAUUAGUAGUUUGAUUCACAAAGUAUUAAAUAGUGUUUAACUAAUAAUAUUUAUAACUUGUAUAGAAAAGGCUCAUUUGUAGUUAAUAGCUGAAGCUAAUAAGAAGAUGCUACAUUAUAAUCUGCUAGUACAGAUAACUCUAUUGGUGUAUGGGAUUAUAACGCAGCGUAAUCAAAAGCUAAAUUGCGUGGCCACGGUAAUACAGUUUACUCAGUAUUCUUCUCUCCUGAUGGUAGUACUUUAGCAUCAUCAUCUGGUAGUGGUUCAUUUUGGAGUAAUGAUAACUCUAUCCGUUUAUGGGAUGUUAAGACAGGAUACUAAAAAGUCAAAUUAACUGGUCAUAUUGGAACAGUCUACUCAGUAUGUUUCUCACCAGAUGGAAAUACUUUAGCAUCUAGUGGUGCAGAUAAGUCUAUCCUUUUAUGGGAUGUUAAAACAGGUGAAAAAAGAGCCAAAUUAAUUGGUCAUAUUGGAACAGUAUAUUCUAUACGCUUCUCUCCUGAUGGUACUACAUUAGCAUCUGCAUCUGGUGGUUCAUUUUUGGGUAUUGAUAACACUAUCCGUUUAUGGGAUGUUAAGACAGGAAAAUAAAAAGCCAAAAUGAGUGGUCAUAGUGGACCAAUCUUCUCAGUAUGCUUCUCACCAGAUGGAACUACUUUAGCAACUAGUAGUGAAGAUAAAUCUGUCCGUUUAUGGGAUGUUGAAACAGGUGAAUAAACAGCAAAAUUAGUUGGGCAUAGCAAAUAAAUCUGGUCUGUUAGUUUCUCACCAGAUGGAACUACUUUAGCAUCUGGUAGUGAUGAUAAGUCUAUUCGUUUAUGGGAUGUUAAAACAAAAGAAUAAAAAGCCAAAUUAGAUGGUCAUACUCAUUAUGUCGGCUAAGUAAGCUUCUCUCCUGAUGGUACUACAUUAGCAUCUGGUAGUGCAGAUACGUCAAUCCGUUUAUGGGAUGUUAAGACAGGAUAAUAAAAAGCCAAAUUAGAUAGCCAUCGUGAUUGGGUCUACUCAGUAUCCUUCUCUCCUGAUGGCAAUACAUUAGCAUCUGGUAGUCGUGAUAAUACUAUUCAUUUAUGGGGGGCUAAAUUGGACUGAUUAUAUGUUUAUGCAUAUUUAUGAG
Molecule: messenger RNA, 1223 nt
Organism: Paramecium sonneborni
Lineage: Eukaryota; Ciliophora; Oligohymenophorea; Peniculida; Parameciidae
Source: the annotation of a GenBank genome assembly